ACCUUUUUGGGAUCGUGCUCAUGAUACUGAGCUGAUUAUUGAUAUUUGUGAUGGCUUACGUCCUCCAACAGAUGAUAUUGUAGCACCUGAAGAUUAUAUUGAGCUAAUGAAAGAAUGCUGGGACCCUGAUCCAAAUAAAAGGCCAAUUGCUCAUGACACCAAUAUCACAAAAUUCACGUGUUUAUCACCUGGAACUAAAAAAAAACGCACUGUGGAAAAUGAAGUGUAUAACGCAGUUGGAACUAGAAUUCUUCAACAAAUUCAAAAAUAA
Molecule: messenger RNA, 271 nt
Organism: Funneliformis geosporum
Lineage: Eukaryota; Fungi; Glomeromycota; Glomeromycetes; Glomerales; Glomeraceae
Source: the annotation of a GenBank genome assembly